Molecule: messenger RNA, 575 nt
Organism: Elephantulus edwardii (Cape elephant shrew)
Lineage: Eukaryota; Metazoa; Chordata; Mammalia; Macroscelidea; Macroscelididae
Gene: DHFR
Product: dihydrofolate reductase
Exons: 6
Coding region: 6-575 (189 amino acids)
Biological process (GO): folic acid metabolic process; dihydrofolate metabolic process; tetrahydrofolate biosynthetic process
Cellular component (GO): mitochondrion
Molecular function (GO): NADP binding; dihydrofolate reductase activity
Source: RefSeq, a predicted model, not a curated record
CAGUCAUGGUUCGCCCGCUAAAUUGUAUUGUUGCUGUGUCCCAGAACAUGGGCAUUGGCAAGAACGGAGACCUACCCUGGCCCCCACUCAGGAAUGAGUUCAAGUAUUUCCAGAGAAUGACCAUGACCACAACCUCCUCAGUAGAAGGGAAACAGAAUUUGGUGAUCAUGGGUAGGAAGACCUGGUUCUCCAUCCCUGAGAAGAAUAGACCUUUGAAAGAUAGGAUUAAUAUAGUCCUCAGUAGAGAACUCAAAGAACCCCCACAAGGAGCUCAUUUUCUUGCUAAAAGUCUGGAUGAGGCCUUAAAACUUAUUGAGCAACCAGAAUUAAGAAAUAAAGUGGACAUGGUUUGGAUAGUAGGAGGCAGUUCAGUUUACCAGGAAGCCAUGAAUCAACCAGGCCAUCUUAGACUGUUUGUGACAAGGAUAAUGCAGGAAUUUGAAAGUGACACAUUUUUUCCUGAAAUUGACUUACAGAAAUACAAACUUCUUCCAAAGUACCCAGGUGUUGCUUCUGAUAUUCAGGAAGAAAAAGGCAUUAAGUAUAAAUUUGAAGUAUAUGAAAAGAAGGAUUAA